GGCCAGUGGGUGGCCGAGGAGAGGCGUUUCCGUUUCCGGAGGCUGCGAGCUGGGGGUGGGAAAGGGACUCCGAAAGGGAAGAAAGAAAAGAAAGAGAAGGAAGGAGGAAGGAAGGGAAGGGACGGGGCUGAGAGAGGCGGAGGACGGAGGGAGCCAGCCCGCUGCUGCCGGGGCUCAGGAGGACCAGAAAAAUGAAGGCAGGUUGUCCCAUUGUGGAGAAGCCCGAAGCUGGCGGAGGCUAUCACUUCCCAGACUGGGCCUACAAGACGGAAUCCAGUCCAGGCUCCCGGCAGAUCCAGCUCUGGCACUUCAUCCUGGAGCUGCUGCAGAAGGAGGAAUUCCGGCACGUCAUUGCUUGGCAGCAGGGCGAAUACGGGGAGUUUGUCAUCAAAGACCCUGACGAAGUGGCCCGGCUGUGGGGCCGGCGGAAAUGCAAGCCCCAGAUGAACUACGACAAGCUGAGCCGGGCCCUCAGAUACUAUUACAACAAAAGAAUCCUCCACAAGACAAAAGGGAAGAGGUUCACCUACAAGUUCAACUUCAAUAAGCUGGUGAUGCCCAAUUACCCCUUCAUUAACAUCCGGCCUACCGGGGUCGUCCCGCAGAGCGCACCUCCUGUCCCCACGGCUUCUUCCCGCUUCCACUUCCCUCCUCUGGACAGCCACUCUCCCACCGAAGAAUCCCACCAUGGCCGCUUCUCCGGCCGGGCCCUGGUGCCCCCGUCUGGCACAGAGGGUCUCAACAACGGCUCCCUCGGCGAGAAGUCAUCUCCGGUGCCCGAACUGGAUAGCGGCUCCCCGGACUGGCGCCAUGGCGUGGACCCGCUGGCCUCUCGCAACUCCUCCUCUGCCGCUGCCGCUGCCGCCCUGGGUGGCAUGGGCCCCCAGAAGCGUAAGCCGGACCUGGUGCUUCCUCUCUUCGGCCGGUCAGGGAUGUACCCUGACCCGCACAGCCCGUUUGCAGUCUCCCCACUCCCGUCCCGCGGAGGCAUCCUGAACGUCCCGAUCUCGCCCGCCUUGUCCCUGACGCCCACCUUCUUUUCCUACAGCCCCUCCCCUGGCAUGAGCCCCUUUGCGCCCGGGGGCAGCUGCUUCUCCUUCAACCCCGAGGAGAUGAAGCACUACCUCCACUCCCAGGCCUGCUCGGUCUUCAACUACCACCUGAGCCCCAGGACCUUCCCUCGCUACCCGGGCCUGUUUGUGCCCCCGUUCCCAUGUCCCCAGGUGCCUCCGGAGGAUCAGGCCCCCUUUCCCAUCAAACUGCAGCCCCCGCCGGUCGGGCGCAAGAACCGGGAGAGGCUGGAGAGUGGCGGAGGGGGGCCCAGGGCUUCUCAGCCUCCUCCGGCAUCGCCCCCCCAUAUUAAGACGGAGCCUGUCUCCGACCCGGAGCUGGAAUGCAGAGAGUCCCCAAAGAGAGACCUGGUGGGGAGGGAGGAAGGUGCCAGUGCAGCUGGGGCCCCCAAUUAUCAGGAACAGGAGAAAGAUGCUCUCUUUGCCAGGCCGGUCACCCCUACCUGGGUUGCAGUAUCACCACCCCCCAGUCAGGCUAACACCCCGGUUGUUGAAAAACCCAAACAAGAAGAAGGAAUGGCUGACAGAACAGGUCCCCCGGAAUCUGUGGGAGAGGCACUGGCACCAGAAAAGAGGGAGGAUGCUGUAAUGCCCCCCAAGCUGCGCCUGAAGCGCCGCUGGAAUGGAGACCGGCAGGCGGAGGUCUCCGAGGAGGGCAAUGUCAGGCACCCCAUCUGGGGCAGCCGCCUGGACACCCCGCAUAUCCUCCUGGCCCCCAAGGCUGCCAUGGAUACUUAGGCUUGUAGGAUGCCACAGCAGCAGGGCUCUUCUGGGUUGCUGUGAGGUUUCCGGGCUGAAUGGCCAUGUUCCAGAAGCAUACUCUCCUGAAGUUUGGCCCACAGCUAUGGCAGGCAUCCUCAAAGGUUGUGGGGUCUGUUGGAAACAAGGCAAGUGGGGUUUAUAUAUCUGUGGAAUAAUGUCCAGAGUGGAAGAAAGAACUCUUGUCUGUUUGAAUGUUGCCAUUGACCACCUUGAUUGGCAUUGAAUAGCCUUGCAGCUUCAAAGCUUUGCUGCUUCCUGCCUGGGGCAAUCCUUUGUUGGGAGUUGUUAGCUUGCCCUGAUUAUUUCAUGUCUGGAAUUCCCGUAUUCAGAGUGUUGUUCUUUAUUUACUCUUCUAAUUUUAGAGUUUUUUUUAAUAUGGGUAGCCAGAAUUUGUUCAUUUUGAUGGUUUCCUUCUUUCUGUUGAAAUUGUCCACAUUCCUGUGGAUUUCAAUGGCUUCUCUGUGUAAUCUUACGUGGUGGUUGGGAAUCCUUUGUUGGAAGGUGUUAGCUGGCCCUGAUUAUUUCAUGUCUGGAAUUCCCGUAUUCAGAGUGUUGUUCUUUAUUUACUCUUCUAAUUUUAGAGUUUUUUUAUAUGGAUAGCCAGAUUUUGUUCAUUCUGAUGGUUUCCUUCUUUCUGUUGAAAUUGUCCACAUUCCUGUGGAUUUCAAUGGCUUCUCUGUGUAAUCUUACGUGGUGGUUGGAAUCCUUUGUUAGGAGGUGUUAGCUGAUUUUUUUCAUGUUUGGGAUUCCCCCGUUUUCAGAGUGUUGUUCUUUACUUGGUGUACCAACCUGGACUCAGCAUAUUAUUUGAGAACACAGAAAUGCUGGACCACUGUAACCAUCAAUAUGUCAGACAACACAGAGAAGCCAUUGAAAUCCACAAGCAUGUGGACCAUUUCAACAGAAAGGAGGAAACCUUGAAAAUGAACAACAUCUGGUCCCUAGUAUUAAAAAAACAAACUAAAAUCAGGACAGUAAAUAAAGAACAGCAUUCAGAAAACAGAGGAAUUCCAGAUAUGAAACAAUCAGGGCCAGCUAACACCUCCCAGCCAGGAAUCAGCCAGGACAUGAAGCUGCAAGGCCAUUCAAUGCUAAUCAGAGUGGCCAAUUGCAACAUUCACACUUGCUUCAAACAGACUAAGAGUUCCUUCUCCCACCCUGGACCUUCCACAGAUAUAUAAACAUCCUUUGCCUUGUUUCCAAUAUACUUCACAUCCUCUGAGGAUGCCUGCCAUAGAUGCAGAUGAAAUGUCAUGAGACAGUGCUUCUGGAUCAUGGCCAGACAGCCCGGAAAACUCACAGCAACCAGUCAUUCCGGCCAAGAAAGCCUUUGUCCUGUAGCAAGGUUGGCCUGGCUGGAGCCCUGAUUAUGACGACAACGUUGAGGGCUGGAAUGGUUUGUCGAAUUCUAGGCAUUUUUGCGGGAAAGGGUUUGCUUUGUGUGUGUGUGUGUGUGUAUGCGUGUGCGCAUGUUAAUUGCAGGUAAAAUGCAGUCCGCCAUGUUUGGGGGUCCUGGGGCGGGGAGUCACAAAAGCGAGGCUUGCCUUGUGGCCGCUUGGCAAUUUCCUAACCACCCCCACCCUUCCACCCCAACCCCAUAUUUUUUACCUAUAGCGUUUUAUAGAAGCAAGAGUCUGCCUGAAUGUAUAUAAAUUCCUUUUUCUAGGGAGCCUGGUCAUGCAAUCCGUGCAGAACUGGAAUGUGUCUUGUAUCAGAACAAGAAUAAAUUUUUACUGUGGGCGGGGGGGGGGGGGGGGUGGCGGGGGGACGGAACAUUGCACUGUCUUUUACAUUUUGCAGGAAGAGAUGACAAAAACACAACGCCAGCGGCAGGCCGGCCAUUGCCCAAGGGCUGGUGCGGUGGGGGCCUUGUUGUACCUCUUUUAAGUGUUACUUGGGGCGGGGUGGGGAAGGGGAAUCUUUUCCAAAAUCUUGACGUAGCCAUGACGGGGAAUCAUGUAGAGACCUUUUUCAGGGACGGGAGAGGAAUGUGGAUGUAAAAUGUAUAUCUAUAUCUCUAUAUAACGAAAACAAAAAAAAACCCAAAUGCCUUUAAUAAGCUGCGCUUCUUGGUUGCGGUGGGUGAGGAGGGGUCUGCUUCGGAGCAACCCAAGACUGAGGUCGUGGGAGCUUUUGUGUCUUGCCUUAACUCUGCUCUUGCGUGAACCUAGCAUCAGGGAAAGGGGGUCGGAGGGGGAGUCUUGGCAAGACGGGGGUCUCCCGGUGGUCUUGGGGGCCUGCCUUGGUUUGCCCAGAAGGCCAGAGAAGGGGCCAGGCGCUGCUCAGGGUAUCAAAGCAAAGUGGAACGAUUCCUGGUGAGCCAUGUGUGUUGUUGACAGUGCUGCGGAGUCUGGGAGAAGAAGGAUGGUUGGAUGGAUGGAUGGAAGGAAGAAAGGCAAGGUGGGGUCUGGGGAGGUGGCUCAGUCCACUCUGUUGUUUCCUAGGGAAAUAGGGUGACCCCAAAGAGCAGGCCCUUUGUCAGCCACAGUGAAACGUAAAAAAGGAAAGUAUGGUGUAUAGUAUGUAAGUACUGUUGGUAAUGCAAUAUGAUCUUCUAUAUAAACAACUUUUGGUGGCACUUGUUAUACAAGCUGCAAAAGAAGGGGAUUAUGGUGUCGUAUUUAACAUCAAUCUAAACUGGAUUUGGCUACAAGCAGUGGUAGAUCAUAGCCCCGUCCCUAUGGAAUCUCUUACGUCUACUAGUAGUAUAUAUUGCAAUGAGUACUUUACUUAAGGUAUCCACUAUUUGUAUUAUCCACUAUUGCAACCUCAUUGUUUUUAAUUUGAUGUUUUAAUUCUGUGUUGCGUUUUUUCACCUAUUGUGUAUAUUUUAUUAUUGGUUUUUUUUGUUGUCCUUUGAUGUUUCAUAUUUUAUAAUUGCUUGUAUUUUGAUUUUGCUGUAAGCCGCCCCGAGUCCCCUUCGGGGGAGAUGGAGGCGGGAUAUAAAUAAACUUAUUAUUAUUAUUAUUCUCAUUCACUACAUUAGUAUAGUUCUUAACAUAAAGGAAUACAUUUGGCAAUACUUGCAAAGGUAUUAUGGAAAAACUAUUCCUAUUUACAGUUUAAGUGACAAUUAUGUCAAAUAGAAAUAAAAAACAAACAAAAUCUUAUACUUGACUUAAUAACAAUCAAAAUGGCUGUCGCAGCAUUGAAUCGAGUUAAAUAAACAGUUCUUAACAUGCAGAUGUACAAUAAGGCAACCCUUCACAUAAAGCUGUUGGAGUCUCUAGUUUGAUUUCAAUCUUGUCAAAUCGAAUAAAUGAAAAACAAGCAGAAUCUACUGCCCUCUUGAUAGUGUUCUCAAGUGUUGCUGGAGCGUGGAAAAAGACAGUUCAGUAAUUAAUAUAACAUCUGUAUAAGUUCUUCUUAGUGAAUGAGAAUACAAAUAGUGGAUACCUUGAGUAAAGUACUCAUUGCAAUAUAUACUACUAGUAAACGUAGGAGAUUCCAGAGGGACGGGACUAUGAUCUACCACUGUUUGUAGCCAAAUCCAGUUUAGAUUGAUGUUAAAUACGAUGUAUUUAAUACGAUGUAUAGUAUGGUGUACAUACUAUACACCAUACUUUUUUACGUUUCACUGUGGAUUAUAGACACCUGCGUUUUGAGUUACCUUUGCCAGCCACCCCAUGGCUUUUGUUGCAAAUGGAGGCUUCUUUGCAAGUGAGUGCCGGUUGUCUCUUUUGCUCACAAGGAUACUUUCAGCAUGGAUCUGCUCAGAUUCUGAAGUCCUUGCUUCAAAGGGGAAGACUUCCAGACCUAUAAAGACACGUAUCCACUGUUACAAUAAUGCCAAAACUUUUUGAAUGUCUUGUCGAAGGCUUUCAUGGCCGGGAUCACAGGGUUGUAGUAUGUUUUCCAGGCUGUAUGGCCAUGUUCCGGAAGUAUUCUCUCCUGACGUUUCGCCCACAUCUAUGGCAGGCAUCCUCAGAGGUUGUGAGGAUGCCUGCCAUAGAUGUGGGCGAAACGUCAGGAGGGAAUGCUUCCGGAACAUGGCCAUACAGCCCGGAAAACAUACAACAACCCCUUUUUGAAUGUCAUUAAACAUAUGGUUUAUUCAAUGCAUCAAUAUCAAUACAAAGACAAAUGAAGCCAUCGCUAUACAGUAAAACGUAAGAAUGUUAUUUAUUAUUGUUGUUGUUGUUUACAGCAUUUCUACCCCGCCUUUCUCACUCGAGGGGACUCAAGGCGGCUUAACAACAAUAGGCAAGAAUUUAGUGCCUGACACAAUACAUUAAAACAACAGUUCAUAUAGAAACAAUAACAUAACGUAAUAAAACACAUAAUACAAAAUUUAAAAACAGAUCCAAGUUACAAUCUAUUCAUCUAAAAACCUCAUAUGUAAAUGUUACAUUCACAGUAAAAGGAAUGUACUUAUCCUUCUCUUGAAAGAUGAAUUGACUCCUCUUCUUAUACAAAACAUUUGUUCUUAUUUCUUUACUAAGGAAGAGUAGACUCCGAAUUCACAACCGGUUUCAACAAGAGAGUAUUCGUCAGGUGGACUAUAGUCUAUUACACAAACCAAUACGUAUUUUUCAUCCGAUAUGAUUUUAGAUCAUUCUUAUAUUAUUAUUUUUUGCGCUGAAUUCAGAUCUGUCUUUAUUUUUUCUCUGUCACUUGUAGUUUUUGCAGUGAGGCUAAUUGAAUUAAUGCAUUUGCGCACUGAUAUCAAUUGGAUUCUAUUGAUAUCACUGCAUUAAAUGCAUUAAUUAUUUGAUUAACCUCAUCGCAAAAAAUUACAUGUGAUGAAGAAAAAAUAAACACAGAUCGGAAUUCAGCACAAGACACUUUAUAAGAAUUACCUAAAAUUAUAUCUGAUGAAAAAUACUGGUUGGCUUGUGGUUUAUUAGAUUAUAUUGAUAUCAGUGAGUAAAUGCAUUAAUUAUUCAAUUAGUUUCAUUGCAAAAACUGCAUGUGAUAGAGAGAGAAAAACACAGAUCUUAAUUCAGCAGAAAAAAAAGCUCUAUAAGAAUGACCUAAAAUUAUAUCUGAUGAAAAAUACUUGUUGGUGAAAUGUGCAGCCUUUACAGUAGUCCAUUGUAAUGUACCAUUUGUCAUAUUUUUAAAAAAUUACAUGAUGGGGAAAAAAAUUAAGACAUAUUUAAAAUCAGCAUAAAAAUUGCAAGUUUCUUAAGUUUCUCAAGUCGUUCCUGACAUGAAAAAAGCUUAAAAAUUUAUUUAAACUGUGCUGUCAUUUCUGAUUAUUACAAAAGUUUGAUUUUGUUGGCUUGUGUUAUCUGUGUUGUUUUUUUGAGUUGUUUUUCUGAUAAUAUAUGGAUCCUAAAGAGAGCAUAUAUGAUGGCAAAAGGUUGUUUAAAAUAUACAUAGUUGCAUGAGGCAUACAAUGUACAUGACAAAGAUAAUGCAAAAAUUAUGCUCACAGAAAGUUCUAUUUCUUAGCAUUCAUCCUCUGCUUACAGUUUGAUUCCAGUGCGAAUAUGAAGGAAUGCCUCCAGCUUUUACAACAUAAAUCUUUUUGAAUUUUUACUCUCCGAAAGGGUUGAACAAUACUUACUCAUAUGAUUUUUUUUUUGUAAGAAUCAGAGGCAUUCUUUAAAUAUUGUAAAAUAUUUACUGUGAAUGUAACAGUAUAAUAAUAAUAAUAAUAAUAAUAAUAAUAAUAAUAAUAAUAAUAAUAAUAAUAAUAUAAAACUUUAUUUGUAUUCCGCCCUAUCUCCCCGAGGGGACUCAGGGCAGAUUCCAACAUAAAAUGGCAAACCUUCAAUGCCUCCAUAAACAAACAAAUACUGAACAUAGAAAUCCCAGAGAAACCCCACAUAUAAAAAUAACAUUAAAACCUCACAUUUAUUUAUUUAUUCGCGACAUUUAUAUCCCGCCCUUCUCACCCCGAAGGGGACUCAGGGCGGGUUACAAGUAUAUUUACAUACAAUAUGUUAUAUUAUGCGACUAUAUUGCAAUAUUAUUAGUAAUAUCGCAUGUAACAUAAAUAUAAUAGUGAAUUAUAAUUAUUAUUACAUUGUAUUACAUCAUAAUAUUAUUAUCAAUAUUAUAUGUAUAUACAAUAUAUUAUAAAAUUAGUAUAGUAUAAUAUUAUUAUAAAUUAUUAUAUCAUUAAAUUGAUACAGGAGACAUGGUGGAAAGUCUAAUUUAAAGUUGUAACAUCAAUAAAUUAAGCUACGUGUAGUCAAACAAAAUUAUAAUCAAAUUGUAAAAAUCCAAACAAGCAUCCACAUUAGUUUACAACAACCAACUAGAGUUCACAGUGUGGGUCAAAUGCUUUUAUUUGUCUUUGUAUUCAUAUUGAUGCAAUGAACUAAAUCUAUGUUUAAUGACAUUCCAAAAAAAAUUGUAUUACCAUAACAGUGGAUACUUGUCUUUGUAAGUUCCUAUUUUCCAUUGCAAUACUUCCAGUUGGUUUCAGUUGGCGUUGGUCGAAGGGACAUUGCUCUGCUCGCUGCUCCUUUUUGAAUGCUUGUUGUGUGCUGCAACUUGGUUGAAUAAACCCAAUGGGCUCGGCUGUCAGUUCGGGAGAAGGAUAUCCCUUGGUGAAGGAUUUCAGGAAGGCUGUUGGGUGGCCUAUUUGGAGACCACUGGUCAGUGGGAAUCCAACCAGAGUCUUGAAGGCGAAGACUCUGGAAGAGGAACGGUGGUUGUUGGAAAUGCAUGCUUCAUAGCCAGCAGGUUGUGUAUGUGUGUGGGGCUUUUUCUAUAUCCAAGAGAGCAUGCUGUUGGGGUUGUCUGGCUCUUCUGUCUCCCUGCCAGAGCUCACCCCCUUCCCUGCCACUGACUCGGGACCACGAGCCUGUCACAGCCAUGCCCAGGCCUCUGUUUGGCUUUUGGGGCGCCCCAAGGUAUCCCCAAAGUGGAAGGGACUGGCAGAAGGCCCGCCUUCAGAACUCAGGAAACGAAACACAGGGCCUUUUUUUGGAUCAGGACAUGCAAAUCAUCAGUACCCAGUGGUACCCAAGUGCCGAAAUUGAUGUGGGGCUGGUGGGGGGCUUGUGUUCUUGCAGUCGGGGUGAGACGCCGUGUCGCCAUUCUCUCCUCCCUCUGCAAAGAGGCCACGUCUUCUUCGGGGGUCUCUCAGGGUCUUGGGGCAUCCGUGGCCUGGAGAAGGAGUUGGCGCAACCGGGAGGAACGGCGACGCAGGGAAACGGGAACGGCUCUUUCUUGUGCCAAACACCGAGUUUGGGGAUGGAGUGUGGGUGAGUGGGACACCACCCGUGCCUCAUUGAGGAUGCAUUCGUAUAAAUAUAUAUAUAUAUAUAUAUUUUAGAAACCGUUUUGAUUUCUUAGAGAAAACUUGGGAUUGUAGAGAGGACGACACCGAUGCUGCAACUUGCCGUCUCUGGAGGACGAUGCUUUGAGGGUGAUUGCUGCUUCUUUACUACGUUCUCAAAGGAACUUAGUGGUGAGGGAAGUGCCCUUGUCCCAUUAUGAAAGUUCUGGCUCGCCCUCCGAGAGUUGCGGGUGAGGGACUGGCAUGAUUGCUGCUUCUUGACCACGUCAAGGAACUUAGUGGUGAGGGAAGUGCCCUUGUCCCAUUAUGAAAGUUCUGGCUCACCCUCAAAGAGUUGCGGGGGAGGGACUGGCAUGAUUGCUGCUUCUUGACCACGUCAAGGAACUUGGUGGUGAGGAAAGUGCCCUUGUCCCAUUAUGAAAGUUCUGUCUCACCCUCCGAAAAAGCCGCCAUAUAGUCUUGCAUGCUCUGGGUGGCACGGAGGGAGGAACGAGACCGGACUGCCUCGUUCCCAUAGAUGGAAACCCAUCAGAGAUUCAGAUUUCCUGGGUUGGUUUCUAUUGACCUUUGAGGAAGUUCUUCCUUCCUCAGCCCAAGUGAGGAGCCAAAGAAUGGACCCAUUCUUGUCCUAGGAUGAGGCUGCUUGGGUGGCAACUCUGAGAAGGCACACCUAGAUGUUCUCCUUUUCACGAAAUAUGUAUUAAGGUCAUGUCCUUCCCAGGAGAAGACUUGUCCUUCCCAGGAGUAUCUACCUUCCCAGACGGUUUGUUUUGUUUACCUGGCUCCCCUUCAAUUCCAUCUCCGUUUUGCUUUCCUAUAAUGUUUGAUGCUCAGUUUUGUUUUUGUUUUUUUGGUUUCAUGGAUCGUGAUGGGUUUUUAGCAAGAGAGAUUUCUUUGCUUUGAAAUAUUUCUGAUUAGAUUUCUUUUUUUAAUAAAAAAAAUACUGUUAAAGUGUUAAAGUGACAAAGUAUUUACUGAUAACUUUUUUUAAAAAAAAUCUUCUUUUUUUUCACGAGACACGGUCCUGUCUUUAUGAUGCUUUUGAUUCAGCAGGGACUAAACGCAUUUGAGCAGCCGCUCUUAGCUUGAGGUAUUUUGUCCGUGUAAAGCAGGAUUAAAAUUGUGUGUAAAAAACAAAAAAACCUAAAAUGAUAUGUAAGUAGUCCUCAUGCUUUUGUGCAGUGCCUUUAGACGUUCCACUUUCUAUAAAAAGUCUUCAAAAAACAAAGUUUGCAUAUAUAUUAUAUAUAUGAUGUAAUGUUAUAGAAAUAUAUGUAUAAUAUACAUAUUUUUUUCCAGGGGUAUCCGAUAGCUCUGUAUUUUGUUAUGGAAGUUGAUAUGAAAAGUAUUUUACCUCAAAUUUUAAAAAGUUAAAUAAACCUUUUAAGUAA
Anolis carolinensis (green anole) is the source of this 10421-nucleotide messenger RNA. RefSeq names its product ETS variant transcription factor 3 (gene etv3). Lineage: Eukaryota; Metazoa; Chordata; Lepidosauria; Squamata; Anolidae. Gene Ontology annotation, biological process: regulation of transcription by RNA polymerase II; cell differentiation. The transcript is spliced from 5 exons. Gene Ontology annotation, cellular component: nucleus. The record is from RefSeq and is a predicted model, not a curated record. Gene Ontology annotation, molecular function: sequence-specific DNA binding; DNA-binding transcription factor activity, RNA polymerase II-specific. Bases 192 to 1808 code for a protein of 538 amino acids.